Cyprinus carpio (common carp) is the source of this 1119-nucleotide messenger RNA. RefSeq names its product interferon regulatory factor 2-like. Gene Ontology annotation, cellular component: nucleus. NCBI's taxonomy places the organism in Eukaryota, Metazoa, Chordata, Actinopteri, Cypriniformes, Cyprinidae. Gene Ontology annotation, molecular function: RNA polymerase II cis-regulatory region sequence-specific DNA binding; DNA-binding transcription factor activity, RNA polymerase II-specific. The record is from RefSeq and is a predicted model, not a curated record. Gene Ontology annotation, biological process: immune system process; regulation of transcription by RNA polymerase II.
CAGUUUGAAGGAAACCCUCCAAACCUGUUGGUGCAGGUAUGAGGAGGCCAAGAUUUGAGUUUUGACUGACAGACUGAGGUGUGAUGUUUCCUCCUGCUAAUGUGACUGCGUGUCACUGAUAUCAGUGCUGUGUUAAACCGCCGGCUGUGAGCCUCAAGGAAGCCCUGCACAAGCUGCACUGAAGGCUUUCAGACAAACAUCUGGAAGAAUCUGGAGAGAGAUCUGUCCGUCAGGCUCCGGAGCCAGAGAUGCAUCAGGGACGCCUGCGUCUGCGGCCGUGGCUGGAGGAACAGAUCGAUUCGGGCAGAUAUCCUGGAGUCGUGUGGCUGGACGAGUCUACCAGAGUUUUCCAGAUUCCUUGGAAACAUGCAGCCCGGCACGGCUGGAAUAUCGAGAAAGACGCGACUCUGUUUCGAAACUGGGCGAUCCACACAGGGCGAUACAAACCCGGCAUAGACAAACCCGAUCCCAAGACAUGGAAAGCCAACUUCCGAUGUGCACUCAAUUCCCUGACGGACGUCAAAGAGCUCCAAGACAAAAGCAUCAAGAAAGGCCACAACGCUUUCAGAGUUUAUAUUCUCCUUCCACACAGCAAAACAGUGAAAAGACGCAAAGCUUUAAGGUGUUUGGAUACCGACAGUAAAGCUGCAUCACCGCCACAAACACAAAGACACACACCACUGGAGAGAUUUACAGAGGCCUUCUGGAAGUUCACAGAUGAUCGAGGCAGUGCCACGACUGAAGUGCUGAGAAAAGAUGAUCUUGAGGAGGAGAGACCAGCCAUCUACUGCUCACAGGGACUGCAGCUGAACAAGACAGACGAGCACGAGCAAACCGAAGCGGUGCUGAAGAUCGUGGAUCAUCUGAAGAACCUGGAGCACUGGAGUCCCUCGUACGAGAGUGACAGAGGCUGGAGACCCAACUCAAUGUGGAUGGGAAGCCUGUGUGAGACGAUGGAGUUUUCAGGUUACUCCUUCCAGACGGACUGCAACAUUCACAAUACCUCAUCGGGUCAAUACGACCAGAUCAACUGAACGAGCAGCUUCACACUACUGUAUCUGUUGUUGUUGUUGUUGUGUAGUGCAACUGAAGGAAAAAUACAUUAAUUAAUGGACAUGU